This is a messenger RNA of Acanthosepion pharaonis, 498 nucleotides long. The record is from the annotation of a GenBank genome assembly. NCBI's taxonomy places the organism in Eukaryota, Metazoa, Mollusca, Cephalopoda, Sepiida, Sepiidae.
AUGAACAGACCACUAUCCUCCAUCGCGGCGUCCAUUGAUGUGACAAAAGCAUUCGACACAGUGAACAGAAGAGGGAUGUGGCAGAUCAUAGGGCGACUCGGCUGUUCUCCAAAGUUCUUGAAUAUGAUCAUCCAAAUCCACGAGGAUCAGGGUGGCCAGGUUAGACACAUCGUUGAUUUCUCAGAGUCAUUCUCGAUCACCAAUUCUGUAAAGCAGGGUUGCGUUCUGGCAGCGACUCGCUUCAUUUUCUUCUUCAGCAUGAUGAUCAAGCAAGCAAUGGAAGAUGCUGAUGAUGAGGACGGAGUCUACAUCAGAUACAGUUUCGAUGGUGGCCUGUUUAAUCUACGGCGAUUAAAAAGCCCAGACAAAGAUCAACUUAUCCGAGAACUCUGCUUUGAUGACGAUUCUGCCCUAGUUGCCCACACAGAAGGUGAUUUGCCGCGGACCACUUCCUGCUUCACAGAGGCUGCCAAGUUUUGGGGCUUGAAGUCAUUUUAA